GUGGACGUGGAGGAGUACGUGGACGCGUUUAGAGCGUUGUUUGAGGAAAGAUUCGGCGGCGAGGACGUCGCGGCGCUGACGAGAGGGAUGUCCACGGAGGAGCUCGAGGCGAUGCCCCCGUUUCCGUUUCCAAAGUUUUUGUUUCCGAAAGGAACGUUUCCAGACGGUUUGAGGUUCGACGAGUCGUCGUUCACGGCGCCGCCGAAGGUCAAGGCGUUCGUCGACGAACACGGAGAGGACGCGUUAGCCGCGCUCGCGAGCGAGUUAGCGGCGAAGGCUGCGAAGAACCGCGGCGCGGGGGGCGAAACACUGACCAGGGGAGGAUUGAGCGAGGAAGAAGAGUUGCGCGCGUUCAUCAUGGACGCCAUGAAGGAUGAGCUUGACGGCUUGCAGUUUCCCGAAGGUGAAGACAUGGACGAAGCCAUGGCGCGCUUGAUGGAGUCGAUGCAAGAUUUCGCGGGUGGCAUCAAUGGUUUAGGACGCGAUUACGGCGACAUUUCAGACGACGAGGAUGGGGAAUUCGGCUACGGCUCACCGAGCUACGGCUCGCCGAGCUAUGGUUCCCCGCGUUUUGGAGGACGGCGUUCGAGUGGCGUCGCGAGCGACGAUUCCGAGCGUUCGUACACGCACACGUCUGCAUUGGAGGUGCGACGUUGGUUGGACGCAGCCAAGGCGGGAGAUUUGAUCACCAUGCAAAUACUUCAUAAAGAACAGCCUUCGUUGGUGCACGAGCGCUCGAGCGGUGUCGGACACACCGCCGCGCACUGGGCGGCGGCGAAGGGACACGUCGGCGCGUUGACGUGGUUGCUCGACGCGUGCUCGUUUGAUCCCAAUUUUUCCAACGCAUGCGGUGCCACGGCGUUACACUCGGCGGCGGCGAAUGGUCAGGAAACGUGCGCAGCCCUACUCGUCGCGCGCGGCGCGCGAACAGAUAAGGUGGAUGAAAUUGGCGAGUCGCCGUGUGAUGUCGCCAUACGAAUGCAGCGAAGCGGCAAACUCAUCGACAUACUCGGCGGAGACACCGCGAGAACUGGCGUGUUUUGUGGCGUAUGCGAAGAACUGCCGGUCGUACAAGAAGAAGAUGAAAUCCCAGCCAUCGAGCUCGACAAGGAUGCACAACGACGUUGGCUCGGCGCAGCCAAGGCGGGAGAUUUGGGUGUCAUGCGCACGAUUCUCGAUGCAGACGAGAACUUACUAUACGCGAACGGUGAUGGCACAAACUAUGGUUUUUCUGGGAACACCGCCAUGCACUGGGCUGCUUCGAAGAACCACGUCGAAUGCAUUCGUUGGUUGUACGCUCGCGGUAUGGAUCCGAACGUCAUAAACAAGGGCGACAGCACGCCGGCGCACUCAGCGGCUGGUUCUGGUGCGCUUGAGGCGCUUCGCACUCUUGUGCACGAGUGUGGUGCCGAUGUCGAUCGCGCAAACGACGUGGACGAGCGACCGAUUGAUAUUGCGACGCAUCGAGGGUACCAUGACGUCGUCACUUUGCUGAAAACUGGUGCCGCGCUCGAAACGUUGCGUGAAGAAUUUCUUCGCCAAGGUUCGUACACGAUCAAACGCGCCAAAGGUGUCCUGGACUCGUUCGCCGCAAACGAUGCCUCGUGUCGUGGACUGGGCGAAAAGUCGGAAAUUGUCGCCAAGAUUCAGUCGUACGUGGACGCACUUCCCGUGAGAAUUGAACGCAAGUGCGUCGCGCCGAAACCGCAGUUGCGUGGCGCCGUCACCGCGCCCGAACCUGUGGACGAAAUCGUCACCCGGAAAGCGAGAGAUCGCGCGAACGAGCUGCUCGCUGCGCAAGAUUUCACGGCCGCCAUCGCAUCGUACUCUAUGGCCAUACGACUUGAUCGCGCAAACGCCGCGCUGUUUUGCGAACGAAGCGCCGCCAACCUCGGCGCGGGCAAGAUUGAAGACGCCCUCGCGGAUGCCAAAACCGCGGUCAAGCUCGAUGCGCGCCUAGGAAUCGCGUACGCAGCACAAGCGGCUGCGCUCAGCGCCGCGAGUCUCCACGCCGAGGCCGUAAAGGUGUGUCGCGCCGGGUUACUUGAAGACGCCGAGUGCGACGCCUUGCGAACGCAAAUCGUCGCGAGCGAGCGCGCCAUCGCGGAUGAUCGCGCGAGGUACGAAAAAAUGUGGGGCGACGAAAGAAAGGUUUAG
This is a messenger RNA of Ostreococcus lucimarinus CCE9901, 2157 nucleotides long. RefSeq lists its product with no specific name. The record is from RefSeq and is a predicted model, not a curated record. Gene Ontology annotation, molecular function: protein binding. The transcript has a single exon. The annotation marks the transcript as partial. Lineage: Eukaryota; Viridiplantae; Chlorophyta; Mamiellophyceae; Mamiellales; Bathycoccaceae.